CAUUAGAAAAUAGGGCAGCAGAAUUGUUCUUGUGUUUUGGGCUCUGUAAAAAAAACAACCACGCAACCAAUAAAAUAGCACCAAUCUUUUUUAAUCUUUCCUUCCACCAACAAACAAAGUAUAGAUACAAAUUACUCGUAGUUGAUUUAUUCACAGCAAUGUACUAUUCAGAUCUUCAAGAUUAAAUUAUUCGAGAUAGGAAAGAUCUUUUAAAACAGAUUUGGAUAAUUGAUGUUUUGGAACUCAGUUGUGGUUCAGUUUCAGUUUAUCCUUGUUAGUAUUGAGUAUAAACGUGUAAUGUGUUACCUUUGAAUGAAGGAAGGUCAGGCGUGGCGUAUAGGCAUGAAAGACACACAAUUGCCUCCGCCUCACCAUCGUGCUCAAUCGAAGAAGCCAACAUGGAUUAUCAUAUUAGUUUCAUUUGUUUGCGUUUUCUUAGUUUUUGCUUAUGUGUAUCCACUUCAAAACUCAGAUGCAUGUUACAUCAUCUUGUCUUCUAGUUGUAAUACCUUUUCUAGUUGGCUCCCGCCCCCUACAAGAGAACUUAGUGAUGAUGAGGUUGCUUCUCGUGUAUUUAUCAAUGAUAUUUUAAACAUGCCAUCAACUGAACCGAAUUAUCCCAAGAUUGCUUUCAUGUUCAUGAGCAUUGGAUCAUUACCUUUUGAGAAUUUGUGGGACAAAUUCUUCGAGGGACAUGAAGGUAGAUUUUCCAUCUAUAUUCAUGCAUCCAGAGAAAAACCGGUCCAUUCUAGCCAUUACUUCAUAAACCGUGAAAUUCGCAGUGGCAAGGUAGAUUGGGGGAAAAUUUCAAUGGUUGAUGCGGAGAAACGACUUCUGGCAAAUGCAUUGAAAGAUCCCGACAAUCUCCGUUUUGUAUUACUUUCCGACAGCUGUGUACCAUUGCGUGAUUUCGACUAUGUGUACAAUUACCUUAUGCACACAAAUGUCAGCUUCAUUGACAGCUUUGAGGAUCCUGGUCCACAUGGUAGUGGCCGAUAUUCGGAGCAUAUGUUGCCUGAAGUAGAGAAGAAAUUCUUUAGAAAGGGUGCGCAGUGGUUCACAAUGAAACGACAACAUGCAAUCAUAGUUAUGGCAGAUAGUCUUUACUACACAAAAUUCAGGGAUUAUUGCAGGCCUGGUAUGGAUGGGCGCAAUUGCUAUGCCGAUGAACACUAUUUGCCUACCUUUUUCCAUAUGCUUGAUCCAAAUGGGAUCGCAAAUUGGUCAGUAACACAUGUUGAUUGGUCUGAAAGGAAAUGGCAUCCAAAAUCUUACAAAGCGCUAGACAUCUCAUACCAACUAAUCAAAAACAUAACGUCUAUCACCGAUAGUGUUCAUGUUACAAGUGAAGAAAAGAAGGAAACUAUGAUUAUGCCUUGUAUGUGGAACGGGAUCAACCGGCCUUGUUACUUAUUUGCACGAAAAUUUUUACCAGAGACCCUAGAGCGCAUGAUAAACCUAUUCACAAAUCAAACAAUGUUUUAAGCAUGAAAAUGACAUUGGGGAUGUUUAUUAGUGUGAUUAUUUUGGCUGGAUCAAACCCUUAAGCUUGAGAUCCAACCCAUUUUUUUAAGGUUCCCCUUUUCGAGAGAUCAGAAGGGUAGAACUAAUACUCGCCUAAACAUGACAUCGUUUCAUGUUCACGUCCACGUUGGGACUCAUACUAGUUGGUACCGAGAAGAGAGGUUGGAUACCGAUGUUUCUCGAGUAUAAUGAUUUUGUUUUUUUUAGUGCUAAUUCUAUGUUGUAUUUGAUUGUGAGAGUAAGAUGUAAAAGGCAUUAUUGCAGUGGCUUAAUUUUUGUAAAAGUUUAAACAAUGAGUUGCAAUAUAGGGACAGGUUUUUUUUGUAACUUGAACAGUAUUGUAAUUAUUUUAAUAACAAAAUUCAGGGCUGCAAUUUUGGUUGGUUCAA
Molecule: messenger RNA, 1913 nt
Organism: Erigeron canadensis
Lineage: Eukaryota; Viridiplantae; Streptophyta; Magnoliopsida; Asterales; Asteraceae
Product: glycosyltransferase BC10-like
Exons: 11
Coding region: 313-1485 (390 amino acids)
Cellular component (GO): membrane
Molecular function (GO): glycosyltransferase activity
Source: RefSeq, a predicted model, not a curated record